Molecule: messenger RNA, 378 nt
Organism: Cetraspora pellucida
Lineage: Eukaryota; Fungi; Glomeromycota; Glomeromycetes; Diversisporales; Gigasporaceae
Source: the annotation of a GenBank genome assembly
AAAGAUAUAGUGAUAAUGCUCAGCUUGGAUAUAAGGAUACAGACUUAUAUUUAUUUCAAGAUGAAACUCCAGAUAGUGUAAUUACAGAAUCUUAUCAUAUUCGAGGCAAAGCCUAUUACUAUGUUUUGGCAAAUAAGUCUACAACAUCUAAAUAUAAAGGAGUUAGCAAAAAGAGUAUAAGUGAAAUGGCUAUGAACUCUUAUAUGCCAGCUUUAGAAGGGUCCUUGCUAGAUGACUGUCUCUUUGAUAAGGAAGUAUUCUAUGCCAAAAAUGUGCGUAUUCAUUCAAAAGACCAUAUAUUAUCUUUGGUUGAAUCAGAAAAGAAGGCUCUUUGCCCUAUAGAUACUAAGCAUUGGAUAUUAUCUGAUAAAAUAACUA